Molecule: messenger RNA, 8521 nt
Organism: Aedes aegypti (yellow fever mosquito)
Lineage: Eukaryota; Metazoa; Arthropoda; Insecta; Diptera; Culicidae
Gene: ACC
Product: acetyl-CoA carboxylase
Exons: 12
Coding region: 159-7499 (2446 amino acids)
Biological process (GO): fatty acid biosynthetic process
Molecular function (GO): ATP binding; metal ion binding; acetyl-CoA carboxylase activity
Source: RefSeq, a predicted model, not a curated record
UUGAAGUUGAACCAUCGGCCAUCGAGGUUGUGUGUACAAUUGUGCUGUGUGCUGUGGAAGUGUGAAUUUAAAAAACUAUCGUUUCAAUUGAUACGUUCACUUACUAUAGUUCGCGAUGAACAUGAUUUGAUUCGUUACUAAUCGCAUUACCGCCCCAAAUGAUUACGUUGGUGCUUACUGGUGUUGUUCUGUUUGUCUACAUAUUCCUACAAAAAUGGUGGUCUUCCACGACAUCUGAUGAUUUGGCAUCACAAAUUUCUGCAGUUUCUAAAGCCUCGAAGGACAAGCGAAAACACCCGCCUGACGGUGAUUCGGCAGCCGAAAGCUGCGAUACAGAACCGCCCGUCAUCAAAAAAAGCAGCCAACACAUCCACACCAACGGCAACGUUGAACCUGAAAUUGCUAUCGAUGCCGUUGCGCAGCAGAUAAAACGCGUUUCAUUUUCCAAUGCAAAUCAUAUCUACGAGGAUCAGGAAUCUUCGUCAGAAAAACUCAAUAAUCAUUGUGCAUCGAAUCAUACUAGUAGCUCGAGUUUAGAUUCGGUGAACGAAAACGUUGCUGGGAACGGAAUGGAUUCCAAUAGUGGCGAUGGAGGUGGCGGGGACCGACCGAAUUUUAUCGUCGGUGAAGACGGUCUGGAAGAGAACGAAGCCAAGGAUGAGUUUCCCCAGAACACGCAGAAUGGCAUGCAAUCGCACGCAGCUUAUGAAGUAAAUCUCAACGAGAAGCGACGACGCUUGAGACCUAGUAUGUCCCAUGGCACCGGACUAGGAUUAGAACGAGGCCAUGAGCGUGACUUUGUGCUAUCGACCACCGAGGAAUUCGUUAAGAAGUUUAACGGAACGCGAGCGAUCAAUAAGGUAUUGAUUGCCAACAAUGGUAUCGCUGCGGUCAAAUGUAUGCGAUCCAUCCGACGAUGGGCGUACGAGAUGUUCAAGAACGAACGCGCGGUACGCUUUGUCGUCAUGGUUACCCCGGAGGACCUUAAGGCCAAUGCCGAAUACAUUAAGAUGGCUGACCAUUACGUUCCGGUUCCGGGUGGGUCCAACAACAACAACUACGCAAACGUUGAACUGAUUGUGGAUAUUGCCCUUAGGACCCAAGUUCAAGCGGUUUGGGCUGGUUGGGGUCAUGCUUCGGAGAACCCAAAGCUGCCCGAACUGCUGCACAAAAAGGGUCUGGUGUUUCUGGGGCCACCGGAGCGUGCUAUGUGGGCGUUGGGAGAUAAGGUUGCCUCCUCGAUUGUUGCACAAACGGCCGAAAUUCCUACCUUGCCAUGGUCUGGCUCGGAACUGAAGGCACAAUACAGCGGGAAGAAAAUCAAAAUUUCCAGUGACCUGUUUGCGCGCGGUUGUGUCACGACUUCGGAGCAGGGCUUGAUAGCGGCAGGCAAGAUCGGUUUUCCGGUGAUGAUUAAAGCGUCCGAAGGUGGCGGUGGAAAGGGCAUUCGUCGAGUUGAUCACGCCGAUGAGUUCCCUGCUCUGUUCCGUCAGGUUCAAGCUGAAGUACCUGGAUCACCUAUCUUCGUGAUGAAACUGGCAAGGGGAGCACGACAUUUGGAGGUACAAUUGCUUGCCGAUCAGUACGGCAAUGCCAUCAGUUUGUUUGGUCGUGAUUGUUCCAUCCAGAGACGACAUCAGAAAAUUAUAGAGGAAGCUCCUGCCAUCAUUGCAGAGCCUGAAGUCUUCGAAGAUAUGGAAAAGGCUGCUGUUCGAUUGGCUAAAAUGGUUGGAUACGUGAGUGCUGGCACCGUGGAAUAUUUGUACGACGCAGAAGGAAGAUAUUUCUUCCUCGAACUGAAUCCACGUCUACAAGUAGAGCAUCCUUGUACAGAAAUGGUAGCAGAAGUUAAUCUGCCAGCUUGUCAACUUCAAAUUGGUAUGGGCAUUCCGCUGUACAGAAUCAAGGAUAUUCGUUUGUUAUAUGGUGAGAAUCCGUGGGGUUCAACGGUGAUUGAUUUCGAUGUUCCAACAACUAAGCCACGUCCCCGUGGUCAUGUGAUUGCUGCUCGCAUUACAUCUGAAAAUCCUGACGAAGGAUUCAAGCCGAGCUCUGGUACCGUGCAGGAGUUGAAUUUCCGCUCGAGUCAAAACGUUUGGGGCUACUUUAGCGUGGCUGCCUCUGGUGGUCUACAUGAGUUUGCAGAUUCUCAAUUUGGCCAUUGCUUUUCCUGGGGUGAAAACCGGCAGCAAGCUAGAGAAAAUUUAGUUAUCGCAUUGAAAGAACUUUCAAUUCGUGGUGAUUUCCGUACAACGGUUGAAUAUCUAAUUACGCUAUUGGAAACGAACAGCUUUUUGGAGAAUACUAUCGAUACAGCCUGGCUGGAUGCAUUGAUUGCUGAACGCGUGAAAGCGGAUAAACCUGAUAUAAUUCUUGGUGUAAUUUGUGGAGCUUUGCAUAUAGCUGAUAGGAAAAUAACGGAGGCUUUUACAAGCUUCAAAACAUCGAUGGAAAAAGGACAAAUUCAGGCAGCUAAUACUUUGACCAAUGUAGUAGACGUCGAACUGAUAUCCGAAGGCAUUCGGUACAAAGUACAACCUGCUAAGACAGGCCCCAGCACAUAUUUUCUGGUGAUGAAUGGUUCGUUUAAGGAAGUUGAAGUUCAUAGGCUUUCCGAUGGCGGCAUGUUGAUUUCAUUAGAUGGAUCAAGUUAUACUACGUAUAUGAAAGAGGAAGUUGACCGGUAUCGCAUCGUGAUUGGUAACCAAACGUGUGUUUUUGACAAGGAGAAUGACCCCUCAUUGCUGCGAUCUCCAUCGGCUGGUAAACUGAUCAAUUUGCUGAUCGAAGAUGGUGCUCACGUCGUUAAAGGACAACCGUAUGCAGAAAUUGAAGUCAUGAAAAUGGUGAUGACUCUUACAGCUGGAGAAACCGGAACUGUCUCGUUUGUACGUCGGCCUGGUGCUGUUUUGGAUGCCGGAUCAUUGCUGGGACACCUAGAGCUUGAUGAUCCAUCUUUAGUUACAAAAGCUCAACCCUACAAGAAUCCAUGGCCUCUGACUGGUGAUAGCGUUCAAGUUCCCGAAAAACUAAACCGAGUACAUUCCUCGUAUAAAACAAUUCUUGAAAACACUUUAGCAGGAUACUGUUUGCCUGAUCCUUACAACGCACCUAGACUAAGAGAAAUCAUCGAAAAAUUCAUGCAAAGUUUGCGCGACCCAUCACUACCUCUGCUAGAACUUCAAGAAGUCAUCGCAUCGAUUUCCGGUCGAAUUCCAUUGUCGGUGGAAAAGAAGAUCCGUAAACUGAUGCAACUAUACGAACGUAACAUCACUAGCGUGUUAGCCCAAUUCCCUUCGCAGCAAAUUGCUUCCGUGAUCGACAUGCACGCAGCUACCUUGCAAAAGCGCACAGAUCGCGACGUAUUUUUCCUGACCACGCAAGGAAUAGUGCAGCUGGUGCAGCGUUAUCGCAACGGUAUUCGUGGCCGGAUGAAGGCAGCUGUUCACGAAUUGCUUCGCCAGUACUAUGCAGUUGAAUCUCAAUUCCAACAUGGACAUUAUGACAAAUGUGUGGCCGCUAUUCGUGAGAAACAUAAAGAUAACAUGGAUGUCGUUGUCGGAACUAUAUUCUCACAUAGUCAGGUAGCAAAGAAAAAUCUAUUGGUGACUUUAUUGGUAGAUCAUUUGUGGGCUAACGAACCAGGUUUGACCGAUGAAUUGGCUGCCACUUUAAGCGAGUUGACUUCGCUAAACCGUGCAGAACAUUCUCGUGUUGCACUUCGUGCCCGCCAAGUUUUGAUUGCUGCACAUCAGCCAGCUUAUGAAUUGCGUCACAAUCAGAUGGAAUCGAUAUUCUUAUCGGCCGUCGAUAUGUACGGUCAUGAUUUCCAUCCAGAGAAUCUGCAGCGUCUGAUUCUGUCGGAAACGUCUAUCUUCGAUAUAUUGCAUGACUUUUUCUACCAUUCGAAUCGCGCCGUUUGUAACGCCGCACUGGAGGUUUACGUACGCCGUGCGUAUACAUCUUACGAGCUAACCUGUCUGCAGCAUUUGGAGUUGUCGGGAGAGGUACCGUUGGUACAUUUCCAGUUCCUUUUGCCGACGGCGCAUCCCAAUCGUUACAAACUUCUUCCAGAUGGGACGGAGACGGACAACAUUUUCGAUUCUUUCAUGCGUACCGGUUGCAUGGCCGCGUUUGAUUCGUUCGAACAUUUUACUCAAUAUUCCGAUGAAAUUUUGGAUCUGUUAGAGGACUUUGCGUCGCCUUCAUUCGUGAAUGCCAAAGUAUUGGAAGCCGUAGAAGCCGGAGACUCUGAUCGUCGUAUGAGUACGUCGAUUAACGUUUCUAUUUCGGACCCAAUUUCUCGACCCGCCGAAACUGAUGGGAUUGCGACUCACCCAGCGGAAGCAAUUCAUAUUCUGAGCAUUGCCGUUCGUGACAUGGGCGAUAUGGAUGAUUUGCAGAUGGAGCAUGUGUUUGGAUCAUUCUGCGCUCAGCAUCGCGAAGAGCUUUUGAGUCGUCGAGUGAGAAGAAUCACAUUUGCAGCACUUAAGAAACGCCAAUUCCCCAAAUUCUUUACGUAUCGUGCUCGUGAUAACUUUGAAGAGGAUCGCAUUUAUCGUCAUCUGGAGCCGGCAUGUGCCUUCCAGCUAGAGCUGAACCGUAUGCGCACGUAUGACUUGGAAGCUCUACCGACCGCCAACCAAAAGAUGCACCUAUAUUUGGGCAGAGCCAAAGUACCUAAAGGUCAAGAAGUCACCGAUUUCCGUUUCUUCAUCCGUUCGAUUAUUCGUCACUCGGAUCUGAUCACCAAAGAAGCUUCGUUCGAGUAUCUCCAGAAUGAAGGCGAACGUGUUCUGUUGGAGGCUAUGGACGAACUGGAAGUUGCUUUCUCACAUCCCCAGGCGAAACGGACAGAUUGUAAUCACAUAUUCUUGAAUUUUGUUCCCACGGUAAUAAUGGAUCCGGCGAAAAUAGAGGAAUCUGUAACCAAAAUGGUAAUGCGUUAUGGCCCUCGAUUGUGGAAACUACGAGUGCUACAAGCCGAACUUAAGAUGGUCAUUCGGCAAACAACCCAAUCUCCAACUACCUCCGUACGUUUAUGCAUAGCGAACGAUUCAGGCUACUUUUUAGACAUAGCAAUGUAUACCGAAGUGACCGAUCCCGAAACCCACGUGAUCAAAUUCCAAGCUUAUGGCAAUAGACAAGGCCCACUGCACGGAUUGCCAAUUUCAUCGCCAUACAUGACCAAAGAUUAUCUUCAACAGAAACGCUUCCAAGCGCAAUCGAACGGAACCACAUACGUGUAUGAUAUUCCGGAUAUGUUCCGACAGAUGACGGAACGGUUGUGGAAAGAGUUUUCCAAGGCGCGACCGACGGAAGAUAUUAGGAUUCCCGAGAAAAUAUUGCUCGUAUGCAAUGAAUUAGUGCUCAAAGGAGAUACGUUAGAAGAAAUUCAGCGACUGCCCGGAGAGAAUAAUGUUGGCAUGGUUGCAUGGAGGAUUGUUUUGGCUACUCCGGAAUUCCCUGAUGGUCGAGAAAUUGUUGUGAUUGCUAAUGACCUAACAUAUUUUAUCGGUUCGUUUGGACCUCAAGAAGAUAUGCUAUUCUGCAAAGCCUCUGAACUUUCACGACAACGCAAGUGUCCCCGAAUUUAUAUUUCGGUUAACAGUGGUGCUCGUAUCGGAUUGGCAGAAGAAGUAAAGUCUUUGUUCAAAGUUGCAUGGGAAGAUCCUGAUGAGCCAGAAAAGGGAUUCAAAUAUCUAUACCUGACUACGGAAGAUUAUAGUAAGAUUGCGAAUACGAAUUCAGUCCGUGCCAUUUUGAUUGAGGACGAAGGUGAGCCGCGAUAUAAAAUCACUGAUAUUAUUGGUAAAACCGAUGGUCUUGGUGUGGAGAAUCUUCGUUACGCUGGAAUGAUUGCUGGUGAAACUUCUAGAGCAUACGAGGAUGUUGUAACAAUUUCGAUGGUUACUUGCAGAACUAUCGGAAUCGGUUCUUAUUUGGUACGUCUUGGCCAACGUGUGAUACAAAUUGACAAUUCUCAUAUUAUUCUGACCGGUUUUGCUGCGUUGAACAAACUGUUAGGUAGAAAAGUGUACGCUUCAAACAAUCAAUUGGGUGGAAUUCAAAUUAUGUACAAUAACGGUGUAACGCACAAAACGGAAGCCCUGGAUUUAGAUGGCGUUUACACGAUACUUUAUUGGCUCUCUUACAUUCCGGAUGUCCGCGGAGGUUUGCUACCCAUUGUAUCGGCAAGUGACUCGAUAAACCGACCGAUUGAUUUCAUGCCAACAAAAGCUCCAUACGAUCCACGAUGGAUGCUGGCAGGACGUGUUAAUCCUUCUAAUCCCUCGGAAUGGGAAACUGGGUUCUUCGAUCGUGGCACCUGGUCGGAAGUGAUGGAACCAUGGGCAAAAACAGUAGUCGUGGGCCGUGCUAAACUUGGAGGCAUACCAGUAGGUGUGAUAGCAGUAGAGACCCGAACCGUUGAACUCACAAUUCCCGCCGAUCCAGCGAAUCUUGAUUCAGAGGCAAAAACAUUCCAACAAGCCGGUCAGGUGUGGUUCCCGGAUUCGUCUUAUAAAACGGCACAAGCAAUCAAGGACUUUGGUCGAGAGGAACUCCCUCUGAUAAUCUUGGCUAACUGGAGAGGAUUUUCGGGAGGACAAAAAGAUAUGUAUGAACAAAUCGUCAAGUUCGGUGCCUAUAUAGUGGAUGGGCUUCGAGAGUACAAACAACCCGUCAUCAUCUAUUUGCCACCGAACGCAGAACUUCGAGGUGGAGCAUGGGCUGUGCUUGAUCCAACCAUCAAUCCACGGUACAUGGAAACAUAUGCCGACCCAGAAUCUCGUGCCGGAGUAUUGGAACCAGAAGGUAUCGUGGAAGUUAAGUUCAAGGAAAAAGACCUCGUUAAGUCCAUUCAACGACUAGAUCCAGUGGUGUUAGAUCUAAAGAAAAAGCAAGCAGAAGCGGCUGGCAAUAAGGACGCGUUGGCGGAACUGGAAAACCAAAUCAAGAUGCGAGUCAACUCGCUAUUGCACGUUUACCAUACGGUAGCUGUACACUUUGCCGAUCUUCACGACACACCGGAGCGAAUGUUGGAAAAGGGAUGCAUCAGUGAAAUUGUGCCCUGGCGAAGUUCGCGUAGCUUCUUCUACUGGCGAAUGCGGCGGUUAUUGCUAGAGGAGCAUUUCAUCAAACAGAUCCUGGAUGCUCAAGAUAGCCUUUCGGUAGGACAAGCAAAAUCGAUGUUGCGUCGAUGGUUCGUCGAAGAUAAGGGUGCUACAGAGGCUUACCUAUGGGAAAACAACGAACCCGUUGUAGAAUGGUUAGAGAAUCAAAAGAAGAGUGACUCAACAGUUUCUCGCAACAUCUAUGCAGUAAAGAAGGAUGCAAUAAUCUCGCAGAUUCAAAAAGCUUUAGAGGAAUGCCCUGAGAUAGCUCUGGAUGCAGUAGUCGGAUUGUGUCAGGCACUCUCGCCUGCCCAUCGUGGUGAGGUGGUAAAAACGCUUUCUCAGCUUGAAUUUACCGAGAAGGAACAUGCCAGUAUGGGAUGACCGCAUUCUGGCUACUACAAGUAACGCACCAAUGGCAGGAAAUCAAAACGAAAAAAGUAGUACGUUUCGUGGUGAUAUUCCUGCGCAUUAAUGUUCAUUUUCCGUUUUACCGGGAAACCAAUGAUGAUCAUAUCUUUAUCUUUGCUUCAUCAUCCAAUUUAAUCUAAGUGCGCGUUUUCCUCAUAACGACACGAUUUCCGUUCCAUCAGCGUCUUAUUGUUGCUACAUAUAUUAGAAAGGUCAUUUGGCCAAAACACAAAAAAAUAAACGGAUAGCUCGUUCAUAUAGCUCAUACCAAAUACGGUAAAAAAUAUGAAUUAAAACAAAGCCUGUUUCUUAUUAGACUGCACUAGUAAGAGUGUAAUACAUAGCUAUUAAUUUAUCCGGCGUAAUGACAAGACAAUUAGCUGUACUUGAAUGAACAAGAGUUAAUGUUAACAUAAUUUAUUGUUAGAAAUUCAAAACACUCAAUUGUGAGAGAACACGAUUAUUGCGAUAACAACAUUUUAUUUUUGUUCGUUACAUUCAUCAUCAGCUGUUUAAAAGGUUUGUUGUAAGGCGGGGUUUUAUGCUACGGAUAUGUUAAAAUUACACUAUAAAUUCGAACAUCUGAAAAUAAACCAAGGAUACCGGGUAUUUUUGUAAACUCUUCUAAAGGGGAAAACUGUAUAGAUUAGAAUAACACUAUAGCGUGCGGUAAGUCGAGAAGAUGAGUUGUAGAAUUACUUAUAGCAACUUAGCUGGUUUUCUGUUGAGGAACACAUUCGACGAAAAAACGACUCAACAGAAAACGUAUCGAGUUGAGGCAUAUAAUUCCACCGCAGUUGUACACAUGUUCACUUAUGAAGAAAUCUUGUCUGCAUUUAGCAGACUUAUAUUCAGUAAAGAUACCAUCCCAGCCAGAUCUAGACUAACAUUGCAAAAAUAAUGGUUAGAUGAGAAACUAAAUGCAUCACCGAAUCCUCAACUAUUGUACAAACCAAUGGAGAUAUGGGAAAUAUAUGAAAUAAUUAUCUGAUGAA